ACCAAUUCUUCCAUACAAGAAUAUAUUCGAACUCUCUGCCCUACCACAAAUAUAAUCAGAUUUGGGUGCAGAAAAAUCGCGACCUAGGGUUUCUAUUUUCCCCCCUCUUUUCUCCGCGCGACAAGAAAUUCUCCCGUAAUUCUCCCCUCCGGCGACUCUCAGCUAAGCAAUAUGGCGGCGGCGUCGGGGAUUCAGAGAGGCGGUGGAGGAGGGCGGCGAGCUAUGGACGAAGACGACGCUAAGCUCGUAUUCGAGACUUCGAAAGGGGUGGAGCCAAUCAUGAGCUUCGACGAGAUGGGGAUAAAGGACGACCUCCUCAGAGGAAUCUACAACUACGGAUUCGAGAAGCCUUCCGCCAUUCAGCAGCGUGCUGUUCUUCCUAUUAUCUCCGGCCGUGACGUCAUCGCUCAGGCGCAGUCCGGUACGGGAAAGACUUCCAUGAUUGCCCUUGCUGUUUGCCAAAUUGCCGAUACCAAGUCCUCAGAGGUCCAAGCCUUGAUACUGUCACCUACAAGAGAGCUGGCUGCCCAGACAGAGAAAGUAAUAUUGGCAAUUGGUGACUUUAUAAAUAUACAAGCUCAUGCUUGUGUUGGAGGUAAAAGUGUCGGUGAGGAUAUUAGAAAAUUAGAGCAUGGAGUUCAAGUGGUGUCGGGUACUCCAGGCAGAGUUUGUGACAUGAUCAAGAGGAGAACUUUACGAACUAGAGCAAUCAAACUAUUAAUUCUGGAUGAGUCUGAUGAAAUGCUGAGCAGAGGGUUUAAGGAUCAGAUUUAUGAUGUUUACAGAUAUCUUCCGCCAGAGCUUCAGGUUGUCUUGAUCUCUGCCACCCUUCCAAAUGAAAUAUUGGAAAUCACAAGCAAGUUCAUGACUGAUCCUGUUCGGAUUCUUGUAAAGCGUGAUGAGUUGACCCUCGAGGGCAUCAAGCAAUUCUUUGUCGCUGUAGAAAGAGAAGAAUGGAAAUUUGACACUUUAUGCGAUUUAUAUGAUACCCUCACAAUUACCCAAGCUGUUAUCUUCUGUAACACAAAGCGGAAGGUGGAUUGGCUGACAGCAAAAAUGCGUGAGAAUAACUUUACAGUCUCUUCUAUGCAUGGAGAUAUGCCACAAAAAGAGCGAGAUGCAAUUAUGGCGGAAUUUCGGUCUGGCCAGACCAGAGUUCUUAUCACAACAGAUGUUUGGGCUAGGGGACUGGAUGUUCAACAGGUAUCUUUGGUGAUUAAUUAUGAUCUUCCAAACAACAGAGAGCUUUACAUCCAUCGCAUCGGAAGAUCCGGCCGUUUUGGGAGAAAGGGUGUUGCCAUAAAUUUCGUCAAAAGUGACGACAUCAAAAUCCUAAGAGAUAUCGAGCAAUAUUACAGCACACAGAUCGAUGAAAUGCCAAUGAACGUGGCUGAUCUAAUUUAACCCAUCUUAUGGAAGAUCUUGGUUUUUUAUUACUUAUGGCUGUCUGGGCCUGUCCAUACUAGGAAACUGCUGGACUUGUGCUGGUUUUCAUUUUCGGUUUGCUGAGUGAGCGUAUGUGGAUUUUCGGUGUUGUGUUUUAGAAGUAAAUACUUUGGUCUAAUUUAAGUUCUCUACUUUAUAGUUUGGAUCUUUCACCCACUCGCGAUUUUCUGGGGUGAACGUUAAACGACUAUUCACAUGUAUUUCGUUUGAUUGAAAUAUUUAAUUUCAGCCACUGGCUUUUGGAUUGAAACUAUGCUUGUAAUGCUUGUUUACAUUUUUAAUCUUUUUUUUUUUUGGUUCUC
Erythranthe guttata (spotted monkey flower) is the source of this 1748-nucleotide messenger RNA. RefSeq names its product eukaryotic initiation factor 4A-3. NCBI's taxonomy places the organism in Eukaryota, Viridiplantae, Streptophyta, Magnoliopsida, Lamiales, Phrymaceae. The record is from RefSeq and is a predicted model, not a curated record. Gene Ontology annotation, molecular function: ATP binding; nucleic acid binding; RNA helicase activity.